Molecule: messenger RNA, 1491 nt
Organism: Girardinichthys multiradiatus
Lineage: Eukaryota; Metazoa; Chordata; Actinopteri; Cyprinodontiformes; Goodeidae
Product: RNA-binding protein with serine-rich domain 1-like
Exons: 7
Coding region: 136-978 (280 amino acids)
Biological process (GO): mRNA splicing, via spliceosome
Cellular component (GO): nucleoplasm; ASAP complex; cytoplasm
Molecular function (GO): RNA binding
Source: RefSeq, a predicted model, not a curated record
GUCAAAUAGCGUCAAAUAAACAAAUGAUUAUAAGUGGCGCUCAAGCAGCCGCGCAAUUUCCGGUGUCGUCAUCAGUCAGCGACGUCCUUCCAGGCCGCGAGUGGUUCAAGCGAAGCCUCCUGGUCCGAAAAAGAAAUGGCACCAUCUCCCACAAAGCGGAAGGAGGAUGAGAAAACAAAAGAUAGAGUUAAAGAGAAGACUGGUACCAAGGAAGGAGACAAGGAAAGGGGGAGGGAGAAAGUGAGGAAACGCCGUAGUGCUUCCUCUGGUAGCAGCAGCAGCAGCAGAUCGAGCUCAACAUCCAGCAGUAGUUCGGGUUCCAGCUCAGGUUCCUCAAGUGGAUCCAGCUCUUCUGGUUCCAGUCGAUCCGGAUCUUCAAGCUCUCGUUCAUCAUCGUCCUCCAGCUCCUCAGGCUCCCCGAGCCCCAGUCGCAGGCGCCACGACAACCGCCGGCGCUCCCGCUCACCCUCGAAAACACAGAAGAGGGGAGAGGAUAAAGACCGGAGGAAGCGAAGCCCCACCCCAAAACCAACCAAGGUUCACUUGGGAAGGCUGACCAGAAAUGUGACCAAGGACCAUAUCCAGGAGAUCUUUUCUACUUAUGGGAAAAUAAAAAUGAUUGACAUGCCUGCAGAUAGGCUCCACCCACACCUGCCCAAAGGCUACGCUUACGUGGAGUUUGAGACUGCCGAUGAGGCUGCGAAGGCCCUCAAACACAUGGACGGAGGUCAGAUUGAUGGACAGGAAAUCAGUGCAGCUGCUGUGCUGACUCAGCGGGUUCGUCUUCCACCUCGUAGGCUGUCUCCUCCUCCUCGGAGAAUGCCCCCACCACCACCAAUGUGGCGUCGCAGCCCACCACGCAUGAGGAGAAGGUCCCGCUCCCCAAGAAGGCGGUCCCCUGUACGCCGCCGCUCUCGCUCUAGAUCCCCCGGUCGCAGACGCCACCGCUCUCGCUCAAGCUCCAACUCCUCCAGAUAAUUCAGAUAUCACAUUGUUUCCUAGAUUCUGACACCAGAUCAGCUGUAACUAUUACAUUCUUGUUGACCUCAACAGGAAGUAAUGUUCUUGUUUGUAGCCAUCUUUUUACAUCCAGAUUCUCCAACUCCAGUCUACGACGGCUACCGUCCUGUAGCUUUUAGAUGCAUCCCUGCUCAAUUACACCCGAAUUAAAUAAGUUGCUCAUUGCCAGGUCUUUAACAAACUUGGUGGCAUGCUGAAGAGGUAAUUCAGCUGUCUACACAGGGAUGCAUCUAUAAGUUGCAGGGCCAUGGCUCUCCAGGAGAGGACUUGGAGACCCCUGCUCUACAUGGUAAGAGCAGGGGUGCUUUUCUGUCUUUUUGUCAUAUUUUGGUCUAAGAUUAUUCUGGAAAGUUGGCCCUCAUUUUUUGUCUCCACAGACAUCUGCCAAUGUUUUGUUUGAAAUGUGAUGUCUUUUUACCUUGUAUUGAGUUUUUAGACAUUGUGAAAAAUAAAGUGCAGAACCUUCAACAA